AUGACAGGCACACCAACAACAGCCCUGAGGACGCGGCUCGCCCCGACCCAGAACAGUCACACGCCCACCAGCGCUGCGGCGACAACGCUCCUGGUUUCAGACAACGGAUGCGCACAACCGACGCUGCGGGCGGGCAGGUCAGGGUCGUCGCCGCGGAGCGUGUGUGUGCAUGUGUGUGUGCGUGCACGCCCUCCAAGGCGAGACAUGUGCCCAUGUGAGAGUCGAACGGCGGCGGCUGGCUCAGCCAGGCGCGCGACGCAGUCCGUCACACCGUUGCGGAGACUCGAGAGCGGCAACCCGGGGAAGGAGGAGCAGGAGGAGCGGCAGUGCACUCUCGACAUCAAGACUGGACAACGGAAGGGGGAUGGGGGAAUGGAACGGGCGCGAACACCACUUUCGGGGCAACGUGCUGCUGGACUUGGGGCCACCUCUCCCUCUCAUCCUCUCUUCAAAGAUCCGCCGCGACCGCGUGAACCUUGCUGGAUGAGCUCAGAGGGCCAGGCCGCAAAGGUCGGCGCAUCGCCGCCAUUCGGCCAGCUGGAUGUGAUUCAUGCAGCUGCAUGCAUGAAAUAG
Messenger RNA from Purpureocillium takamizusanense, 573 nucleotides. RefSeq lists its product as uncharacterized. The record is from RefSeq and is a predicted model, not a curated record. Lineage: Eukaryota; Fungi; Ascomycota; Sordariomycetes; Hypocreales; Ophiocordycipitaceae. The transcript has a single exon. The coding region runs from base 1 to 573 and encodes 190 amino acids.